Pocillopora damicornis (cauliflower coral) is the source of this 1230-nucleotide messenger RNA. RefSeq lists its product as uncharacterized. NCBI's taxonomy places the organism in Eukaryota, Metazoa, Cnidaria, Anthozoa, Scleractinia, Pocilloporidae. The record is from RefSeq and is a predicted model, not a curated record.
AAAACGUUUUAUUGCAGUUUAUCAUAAUUCAAUCCGAGUUUGCGGGAGUAGCCACAGAGAUACGAGCCCAAUCAUGGCUACAAAGGCCCUGUUAGUCUGUCUUUUAAUAGCGGCCGUUGUCUUCGUAGAAGCCGGCAAACAUCCAAAAGCUAAUAAAAUCAAGAAAGCUAAGGCCAGUCCAGGAUCCAAGAAAUGCGCCGGCCCAUGUGCAGUGUCAUGUGCACCUCCUUGUCCUCCUACAUGCUGUCCCCCACCACCACCCCCACCGUGCCCACCACCCUGUCCUCCCCCUUGUCCCCCUCCAUGCCCACCACCCCCUCCCCCAUGCCCACCACCUUGUAUGACCCAUAGUGUGCAACAUUCUCAUAGUCAUGCGUGGGCACCUGCUCCUCCUCCACCAUGCCCCCCACCAUGCCUCCCUCCAGCUCCCCCUCAGGCUGUUCACCACAUCCACCAUGUAACACAUCACCAUAUGCUGCCACCUCCUCCACCACCUCCACCUCUGCCAUGCCCUCCACCAUGCCACACCGCUAGUGUUAUGCACCAUCACUCCCACCAAUGGGCUCCUGCUCCACCUCCACCCUGCCCACCUCCUUGUCUCCCUCCUGCUCCUCCCCAGAGAAUCCACCACGUUCACCAGGUUGUCCACCACAUUGUCCACCCACCACCACCACCUCCACCCUGCCCUCCCCCAUGUGUCCAAACGUGUGCACCAUCCUGCCCAGUGGCCUGUUGUAAGAAGAACAAGGUAAAGAUCGAGGAUGAAGCCUCUGGUAAUGCUGAUGAUGACGAUGACGUCAAUGAUCAGGAAGAAAAGAAGGAAGAGGAGAUUGCCAAGCAGGAGGACAAUGAGGAGGAGAAGCAGGAGCAGAAACAAGAGGAUAAACAGGAAGAUAAACAAGAAGACACAAAAGAAGAGAAACAGGAAGAUAAACAGGAAGAAAAAUCAGAUAAGGCUGUGGAACAGAAGGAAGAAAAGAAAGACGACAAAGACGAUGAUGACGAUUAACUUUUCGGAGCUUCAUAGAUAGGUUUAUUUUCGGUGUAUGUUACACGAGGUGUCUAGCGUCCAGGACGAUGCGCUGUCGAUGCGAUAUGCCUUUAUUUGGCAUGCUUGUACGCCUGUGAAUAUAAACGCAGUCCUCGAUUCACCAAUGUGAAGUUUUCAGCGAAGUUGUACAUGUGCUUAUUGUUGGUAUUUAAUUAAAGGUGAAACGUUUUAAACUAUAA